Messenger RNA from Tarenaya hassleriana, 3637 nucleotides. RefSeq names its product DNA damage-binding protein 1a. The transcript is spliced from 19 exons. The record is from RefSeq and is a predicted model, not a curated record. NCBI's taxonomy places the organism in Eukaryota, Viridiplantae, Streptophyta, Magnoliopsida, Brassicales, Cleomaceae. Gene Ontology annotation, cellular component: nucleus. Gene Ontology annotation, molecular function: nucleic acid binding; protein binding. Bases 143 to 3409 code for a protein of 1088 amino acids.
UCUCAUUCAGCCGCAGUCUCUCUCCUCUCUCCCCCGGAGAAAUCCAACAGCUCGUAGAGAAACCCAGAAUCUACCAAAAACCCAGGGGGAAGGACCCGAAUCGAAGAGAGCGAACCCAAAUUUUCAGACGAACAAGAAGAAGAUGAGCAUAUGGAACUACGUCGUCACGGCUCACAAACCCACCAAUGUCACCCACUCAUGCGUCGGCAACUUCACCAGUCCCCAGGAGCUUAAUCUCAUCGUCGCGAAGUGCACCCGUGUUGAAAUUCAUUUGCUAACCCCUCAGGGUCUCCAGCCUAUGCUAGAUGUUCCUAUAUAUGGAAGAAUUGCAACACUGGAGCUGUUUCGUCCCCAUGGUGAAGCGCAAGAUUUUCUGUUUAUUGCAACUGAGAGAUACAAGUUUUGUGUUCUUCAAUGGGAUGCCGAGUCCUCAGAGCUCAUUACGAGAGCAAUGGGAGAUGUAUCUGAUCGCAUAGGUCGACCAACAGAUAAUGGUCAGAUUGGUAUCAUCGACCCUGAUUGUAGGUUAAUUGGACUCCAUCUGUAUGACGGGUUAUUUAAGGUCAUUCCAUUUGAUAAUAAAGGACAACUCAAGGAAGCGUUUAACAUAAGGCUGGAGGAAUUACAGGUCCUGGAUAUCAAGUUUUUGUAUGGAUGUUCAAAACCCACAAUUGCAGUUCUUUAUCAGGAUAACAAAGAUGCUCGGCAUGUUAAAACUUAUGAAGUUUCUCUGAAGGAUAAGGAUUUUAUUGAGGGGCCCUGGUCACAGAACAAUCUAGAUAACGGUGCUGACCUUUUGAUACCUGUACCCCCACCUCUAUGUGGUGUCCUUAUCAUCGGAGAAGAAACUAUUGUCUAUUGCAGCGCCAACGCAUUCAAAGCAAUACCAAUAAGACCUUCGAUCACAAAAGCCUACGGAAGAGUUGAUGCUGAUGGCUCUCGGUAUCUUCUUGGUGACCAUGCCGGGCUUGUUCACCUGCUUGUCAUAACGCAUGAGAAGGAAAAGGUCACGGGUCUGAAAAUCGAGCUUUUGGGUGAAACAUCAAUUGCAUCUACCAUAUCAUAUCUUGACAAUGCAGUUGUCUUUGUUGGCUCAAGCUAUGGCGAUUCACAGCUUAUAAAGCUAAAUCUACACCCUGAUGCAAAAGGCUCAUAUGUUGAAGUCUUGGAAAGGUAUGUCAACCUGGGGCCUAUUGUCGAUUUCUGUGUAGUUGACCUUGAAAGGCAGGGGCAAGGCCAGGUUGUUACUUGCUCCGGAGCAUAUAAAGAUGGUUCUCUCCGCAUAGUUCGUAAUGGGAUAGGAAUCAACGAACAGGCUUCCGUGGAACUUCAAGGUAUCAAAGGGAUGUGGUCACUGAAAUCAUCCAUUGAUGACCCCUUUGACACCUUCCUUGUCGUUAGUUUUAUCAGUGAAUCGCGUAUCUUAGCCAUGAACUUAGAGGAUGAACUGGAAGAAACAGAGAUUGAGGGUUUCUUGUCUCAAGUGCAGACUUUAUUUUGCCACGAUGCUGUCUUCAAUCAGCUUGUACAAGUUACUUCAAAUUCUGUUAGACUGGUCAGUUCUACUACAAGAGAAUUGCGUAAUGAAUGGCACGUCCGACCUGGAUAUACUGUUAAUGUUGCGACUGCAAAUGCCAGCCAGGUUCUUUUGGCUACUGGAGGUGGGAAUCUGGUUUAUCUAGAAAUUGGAGAUGGGACGUUGACGGAAGUGAAACAUGAGAAGUUGGAUUAUGAGAUUUCUUGUCUUGAUAUAAAUCCUAUUGGCGAGAAUCCUAACUACAGUCAGCUAGCUGCAGUGGGAACGUGGACAGAUAUAAGUGUGAGAAUUUUUUCGCUACCAGAAUUGACUCUUCUCACAGAGGAGAAACUAGGAGGAGAGAUAAUACCUCGGUCUGUUCUUCUCUGUGCAUUUGAAGGGAUAUCCUACUUGCUAUGUGCUCUUGGAGAUGGUCAUCUUCUAAACUUCCAGUUAGACACUAGAACUGGGGAAGUAAGAGACAGAAAAAGAGUAUCACUAGGGACUCAGCCUAUAACACUUCGUACAUUUUCAUCAAAAAAUGCAACACAUGUCUUUGCUGCAUCAGACAGGCCGACAGUAAUUUACAGUAGCAACAGAAAGCUUCUAUACAGCAACGUCAAUCUGAAAGAAGUUAGUCAUAUGUGUCCUUUCAACUCUGCUGCUUUUCCGGAUAGCUUAGCCAUUGCCAGAGAAGGGGAACUUACUAUUGGCACAAUUGAUGAUAUUCAGAAGCUUCACAUACGCACUAUUCCUCUUGGAGAGCAUGCUCGUCGUAUCUGUCAUCAAGAACAGACACGGACGUUUGCUAUCUGUAGUUUGAGAAACCAACCAAAUGCAGAAGAAUCUGAAAUGCAUUUUGUUCGUCUCUUAGAUGACCAAACUUUUGACUUUUUGUCAACUUACCCCUUGGAUGCCUUUGAAUAUGGCUGCUCCAUCCUCAGCUGUUCUUUUACCGACGAUAAAAACGUAUAUUACUGUGUUGGGACAGCAUAUGUUUUGCCCGAGGAAAACGAACCAACCAAGGGAAGGAUCUUGGUUUUUGUUGUGGAAGAAGGGAGGUUGCAGCUGAUUGCCGAGAAGGAAACCAAGGGAGCUGUAUAUUCUCUUAACGCCUUCAAUGGCAAACUGCUCGCUGCCAUUAAUCAGAAGAUUCAGUUGUACAAGUGGAUGCUCCGGGAUGAUGGAACUCGUGAGUUGCAGUCUGAAUGUGGACAUCAUGGACACAUACUAGCUCUCUAUGUUCAGACCCGUGGAGAUUUCAUCGUCGUUGGUGACCUGAUGAAAUCAAUUUCCUUAUUGAUCUACAAGCAUGAGGAAGGAGCAAUCGAGGAACGGGCACGAGACUAUAACGCGAACUGGAUGUCAGCAGUUGAGAUUCUCGACGAUGACAUCUACCUCGGCGCUGAAAACAACUUCAACUUACUGACAGUGAGGAAGAACAGCGAAGGGGCUACAGAUGAAGAACGAGGGCGACUAGAGGUGGUCGGCGAAUACCACCUCGGAGAGUUUGUGAACAGAUUCCGCCAUGGAUCUCUCGUCAUGAGAUUGCCUGACUCUGAAAUCGGGCAGAUUCCAACAGUGAUUUUCGGGACAGUGAAUGGAGUAAUCGGAGUGAUAGCAUCACUGCCACAAGAGCAAUACAUGUUCCUGGAGAAACUGCAAGCCAACCUGAGGAAAGUGAUAAAGGGAGUGGGAGGGUUGAACCAUGAACACUGGAGAUCGUUCAAUAACGAGAAAAGGACUGCAGACGCGAGGAAUUUCCUGGACGGGGACCUGAUCGAGUCGUUUGUGGAUCUAAGCAGAAGUAAGAUGGAGGAAAUCUCCAAAGCCAUGAAUGUUCCAGUGGAGGAGCUCUGCAAGAGAGUAGAGGAACUCACUAGGCUUCAUUGAGUGAAUAUAAUGGAGCUUUUGUUUAAUCUUCUUAAUGACCUUUUUUUUUUCUUCUGAGUUCUUGUUUUCUUGUUUGGGGUUGUGACAUUUUGUCUUGUAAAAAACCUUGUCUGUCGGUGGUUUAAGAGCGAGGGAAGUUUCAUGGUUAUGUCCUAAAGUUGUCAUGUCUCAAAUUCAGGUGACUGAGAGAUGCUUUUCCAUGCGAAAUAGUUAUCUGUUUCUGAGUUA